Messenger RNA from Megachile rotundata (alfalfa leafcutting bee), 1989 nucleotides. RefSeq names its product serine and arginine rich splicing factor B52 (gene B52). NCBI's taxonomy places the organism in Eukaryota, Metazoa, Arthropoda, Insecta, Hymenoptera, Megachilidae. The record is from RefSeq and is a predicted model, not a curated record. Gene Ontology annotation, molecular function: mRNA binding. Gene Ontology annotation, cellular component: cytoplasm; nucleus.
ACUUCCAUCAAUUCCCCGAUAUUGUGUUACAAAGAGAUUAUUAACACUUAAUAAUACUGAAAAGCCUCCGCAUUUUAAGUAAUGUCUUUGAUACAAGACAAAAGAAACACAAACGUUACAUAGUCAAUCAAUAUCAGAUUUCUAUAAUUUUGUGAUCAUUAAGUAACUAUACUUAUUUAUUUAUUAAUUUGAUUCUUAAAAUACUUGAUAAAAAUGAAAGAAAUAUAAGAGUACAGUAGUUAAUUAUAGGAAAGCUUACAAGUUUUAUUAAGACUGUACAUAGAUUGAUGAAAUAUGUAACGCGUUAAGCGGACAACUAUAAAAAAAAAAGUAUAAAGAGAGGGGAUGAAGACUAACGAUGAUGAUGAGGGGACAGCGCCUCAAUGACUGGACUUGUAGAUAAGACGAGAGACAGGCGGAUGAUGAUAUUUGAACGGAUUUCGAGAGGAGGCUGAGGAAUGGAAAAGAAAAGGAAAGAAGGAUGGAAGGAAGCCGCUUUAGAAAUUACUGUAGAGAGGGCCCGGGGGACACCUAGGGGUAGUGACCAGUGGCGCUAUGGUGACUCCCGUGGUGGUUAUGGGGACUCGAGGCGAUCUGCCCGAGACGAUAUGCGGCACGACAGAGAUAGUGUGAACAGAAACACGAGGACUGCAUCUAGCUACAAGCAAUCAUUGCCCAGAUACGGACCACCAACACGCACCGAGUAUCGCCUUAUCGUGGAAAAUCUGUCGAGUCGUGUCAGCUGGCAGGAUUUGAAGGAUUAUAUGAGACAUGCUGGAGAAGUGACAUAUGCAGAUGCACACAAACAACGCAGGAACGAAGGAGUUGUAGAAUUCGCAACCUACUCUGACUUGAAGAACGCCAUUGACAAAUUGGACGACACAGAACUAAAUGGAAGAAGAAUCAGACUAAUCGAAGACAAAAGACGUGGUCGUCGCUCAAGGACAUCGAGUUCGAGAUCAAGGUCACGGUCACGAUCUCGAUCUCGCCGUCGAUCACGCUCCCGCUCAAGGAGUCGCCGCAGCUCUCGCAGCCGAAGUCGUCGUAGCAGCCGUUCUAAAUCAAGGGCACACUCUAAAUCUAAAUCAAAAUCUAAAUCCAAAUCCCCUGAACGUAGCCGUUCCCGUUCCAAAUCCAAAUCAAGAGACCGCUCAAAGUCGAAAUCUAAGUCAAAGUCCAAAUCCAGAUCUCGUUCUAGGUCCAAGGCUGAGAGGUCAAAGUCCAGGUCGCAGUCCAAAUCCAAAGCCAAGUCUCCCUCAAAUUCUUCUUCCAGAGAUAGAUCUAGUCGCGAAAGAUCGAGGGGAGACAGAUCGAGGUCCCGAUCAGGAAGCAAACAUAGUAAAAGCCGUAGCCGUUCUCGUUCACCAAUGAACGGGGACAAAUCGCCAGAAAGUAAUAAACAGAAAGUUGAUUAAGCAAACGAACAAAUAAGAAAAAAGGACUACGGAGUGAAGUUGACAGAAGAGGAGGAAGAAUGGAAGAAGAAGAAGAAAGGAGUUUUCUUUUUUUUUACAAGUUAAAUACAUUCAAGAAGCCAAUUUCAUCAUGCCUUUGUUAUAAAAUCUCGAUUUUUUUGUGACAUUGUAAUUAACAUGUACAUCGUCUUAAGAAUAAGCAAAAUUUGUAAAUCCUAAUGGAUACAUAAAUCGAAAAAAAAAUGUAAUUAAUUAUCGGCUUAAGUAUAACAAUUGUACAUGGUUACAUACUUAACUAAACCAAUUUGCACAUUGGUUUCAUUUUUUAAUUUUAAUUGUACAUGUCAUUUUUGAACACCACAUCGCAUUUAGGAAAAUAAGACGUCUUCAUAAGUACCUUCAACGGACUCUACACGUUUUUCGAUGUAACGCCGUGAAAUAUCAAGGAAUUCCCUGUAAUGGCUUUUUGUAUAUAUUCCUAACAUUCACGUUACAAAAUAAGGAAGUAUGUGAUGUGUAUUAAAUUAGCGGUAAGAGGUAUCUUAUUAUCAAUAAAAAAUACAUGCCAAGCCUA